Molecule: messenger RNA, 1124 nt
Organism: Lactuca sativa (garden lettuce)
Lineage: Eukaryota; Viridiplantae; Streptophyta; Magnoliopsida; Asterales; Asteraceae
Product: aquaporin PIP1-3
Biological process (GO): transmembrane transport
Cellular component (GO): membrane
Molecular function (GO): channel activity
Source: RefSeq, a predicted model, not a curated record
UCACAAAAUCACCACUCACUAGAGAGAGAAUUAAAAAGAAAAAGCUCCCAGCAACAACAAUGGAGGGCAAGGAAGAAGAUGUGAGACUCGGAGCCAACAAGUUUUCCGAGAGGCAACCCAUCGGAACAUCGGCUCAAACCGAUAAAGACUACAAGGAGCCACCACCGGCGCCGUUUUUCGAGCCAGGCGAGUUGUCGUCAUGGUCGUUUUACAGAGCCGGUAUCGCAGAGUUCAUCGCCACCUUCUUGUUCCUCUACAUCUCGGUGUUGACUGUAAUGGGUGUGGUCAAAUCUCCGACGAAAUGUGGCACGGUGGGUAUCCAAGGAAUCGCGUGGGCUUUCGGUGGUAUGAUCUUCGCUCUUGUCUACUGCACCGCCGGUAUCUCAGGAGGGCAUAUUAAUCCAGCUGUGACAUUCGGUUUGCUAUUAGCAAGAAAACUGUCGUUGACCAGGGCAGUGUUCUACAUGGUGAUGCAGUGUCUUGGAGCGAUCUGUGGUGCUGGAGUUGUGAAAGGGUUUCAGGGUGAUGCGCAGUACACGACGUUAGGCGGUGGUGCUAAUGUCGUCGCCCAUGGUUACACCAAGGGUGAUGGUCUUGGUGCUGAGAUUGUUGGCACUUUCGUGCUUGUUUACACCGUGUUCUCUGCAACUGAUGCUAAAAGAAGCGCCAGAGACUCCCAUGUCCCUAUUUUGGCUCCUCUUCCAAUUGGGUUUGCGGUGUUCUUGGUUCAUUUGGCCACCAUCCCCAUCACCGGAACUGGUAUUAACCCUGCAAGAAGUCUUGGAGCUGCCAUAAUAUACAACAAGAGCCAUGCUUGGGAUGACCAUUGGAUCUUUUGGGUUGGACCCUUUAUUGGAGCUGCACUUGCUGCUGUGUAUCAUCAGAUAGUUAUCAGAGCAAUUCCCUUCAAGAGUAGAUCUUAAAUUCUUUUUUUUUUUUUUUUUAAUAUUUCUUUGGAUUUGGUUAUUAUGGUUUGUGUUGUUCUUGAUUCAAUUGUGGGUUUAAUAAAUGUGUGUAAAUUAUUCUCUCAAAUCAAUGGGUUUAAUUUCUUUCUUCUGUGUAAGACAAUGUAAGGAAGAUCAAGAUGAUGUUUUUAGAUGAAUUCCUGUUGGGGUUUUACGAGA